This is a messenger RNA of Arvicanthis niloticus (Nile rat), 6330 nucleotides long. RefSeq names its product ecotropic viral integration site 5 (gene Evi5). The record is from RefSeq and is a predicted model, not a curated record. Lineage: Eukaryota; Metazoa; Chordata; Mammalia; Rodentia; Muridae. Gene Ontology annotation, molecular function: small GTPase binding; GTPase activator activity. Gene Ontology annotation, biological process: regulation of GTPase activity.
AAUCCCUUCGGCUUCUGCUUCGGCUUCGCCCGCGCGGCCCGGGCCCUAACCUGCUCGAACCCAUUCUGCGGUAGAGGCCGGCCGGGGCUCUUUAAGGCCCUGUCCGCGCCUGCGCCCUGGGCUUUCCUGAAGCGGCCCGACCGGAGCCGGGCGGAGCUGGCGGGCGCGGGGCUGCGCGGGGUUCUCCCGAGUCGCCAGCGGUACGGGGUCGCGGGCAGCUCCGGGUUCCCGAGCGAGAGGCGCGCGCCGGGGAACGCGAGGGACGCGGCCACCGAGGCCGAGCCGGGCCGAGGCGCUGGGAGGCGGCGGCGGCGGCGGCGGCGGCGGCGGCGGCGCGGCCGCCGGCUGGAUGGGAAGUUCAUGUUGACGGCGGAGUCCACCUCAGGUUUCCAAGGUGGCGACAGACAAGGUGGCAGAAAAGCUGAGUUCUACUCUCUCAUGGGUGAAGAACACUGUAUCGCACACAGUCAGUCAGAUGGCCAGUCAGGUGGCAAGUCCAUCUGCCUCACUACACACCACAUCCUCAUCCACCACACUGUCAACACCAACACAGUCACCGUCUUCUCCAUCAAAGUUGAGUCCAGACGACUUAGAACUCCUGGCUAAGCUGGAGGAACAAAACAGAUUAAUAGAGACAGACAGUAAGUCUUUAAGGUCAGUGAAUGGAUCAAGAAGAAACAGCGGCUCCUCUCUUGUAUCAAGUUCAUCAGCCUCCAGCAACCUCAGCCACCUAGAGGAAGACUCUUGGAUUCUUUGGGGAAGAAUUGUGAAUGAAUGGGAUGAUGUACGCAAGAAGAAAGAGAAGCAAGUGAAGGAGCUUGUUCGUAAAGGGAUACCCCACCACUUCAGAGCAAUAGUUUGGCAACUUUUAUGUAAUGCACAGAGUAUGCCAAUUAAGGACCAGUAUUCAGAACUCCUGAAAAUGACUUCACCUUGUGAAAAACUGAUCCGAAGGGAUAUUGCUAGAACAUACCCAGAACACAACUUUUUUAAGGAAAAAGAUAGCCUUGGACAGGAGGUUUUAUUUAAUGUAAUGAAGGCAUACUCCUUAGUGGAUCGCGAGGUCGGCUACUGCCAGGGCAGUGCUUUCAUAGUUGGGUUGUUGCUUAUGCAGAUGCCAGAAGAAGAAGCUUUUUGUGUAUUUUUUAAAUUAAUGCAAGACUACAGACUUCGUGAACUAUUUAAGCCAAGUAUGGCAGAAUUGGGCCUUUGUAUGUACCAGUUUGAAUGCAUGAUACAGGAGUAUCUUCCAGAGCUCUUUGUACAUUUUCAAUCUCAGAGUUUCCAUACAUCAAUGUAUGCAUCAUCCUGGUUCCUGACUAUCUUUCUUACAACUUUCCCACUACCAAUUGCAACAAGGAUAUUUGACAUCUUUAUGUCUGAAGGUUUAGAAAUAGUGUUUCGAGUAGGAUUAGCGCUUCUUCAGAUGAAUCAGGCCGAGUUAAUGCAACUUGACAUGGAAGGGAUGUUACAGCACUUUCAGAAGGUCGUUCCACAUCAGUUUGAUGGUGGCCCAGAAAAAUUAAUCCAGUCAGCUUACCAAGUCAAAUACAACUCAAAAAAAAUGAAAAAACUUGAAAAAGAAUACACUACAAUAAAAACUAAAGAAAUGGAAGAGCAAGGUGAAAUUAAAAGGCUACGCACAGAAAACAGGCUUUUAAAACAGCGCAUUGAAACAUUAGAAAAAGAAAGUGCUUCCUUGGCAGAUAGAUUGAUACAGGGACAAGUGACCAGAGCUCAGGAGGCUGAGGAAAACUACCUCAUAAAACGGGAGUUGGCCACCAUCAAACAACAGACUGAUGCGGCCAGGGCUGAGCUGGAGCAGGCUGAAAGCACCAUCAGGGAGCUCCGGCACCAUCGCCACUGGCAUAAAUGCAGCUCUACCUACAACGAAGAUUUUGUGCUGCAGCUGGAGAAGGAAUUGGUUCAAGCCAGACUGAGUGAAGCUGAGUCUCAGUGUGCACUGAAGGAGAUGCAGGAUAAAGUGUUGGAUAUAGAGAAGAAGAACAACUCAUUUCCUGAUGAGAAUAAUAUUGCAAGGCUUCAGGAGGAACUCAUUGCUGUGAAGCUGAGGGAAGCCGAAGCCAUUAUGGGUUUGAAAGAACUUCGACAGCAAGUCAGAGACUUAGAAGAGCACUGGCAGCGUCACUUAGCUCGGACUUCUGGAAGAUGGAAAGACCCACCCAAGAAAAAUGCUGUGAAUGAGUUACAGGACGAGCUAAUGAGCAUUCGCCUUAGAGAAGCGGAAACACAGGCAGAAAUAAGAGAGAUGAAGCAAAGGAUGAUGGAAAUGGAGACACAGAACCAGAUCAAUAGUAACCAACUUCGAAGAGCAGAGCAAGAGGUGACUAGUCUGCAGGAGAAGGUGUGCUCCCUGACUGUGAAGAACAAGGGGUUGCUUGCCCAGUUAAGUGAGGCGAAACGCAGACAGGCAGAGAUUGAAUGCAAGAACAAGGAAGAAGUCAUGGCUGUGAGACUCCGGGAAGCCGAUAGCAUAGCUGCCGUGGCUGAACUACAGCAGCACAUUGCUGAGCUUGAGAUCCAGAAAGAAGAGGGCAAGCUCCAAGGACAGCUUAACAGGUCUGACUCUAACCAGUACAUUAGGGAACUGAAGGACCAGAUAGCAGAGCUGACUCAUGAGCUCAGAUGCCUAAAAGGCCAGCGAGACUUCUCCAGCCGACCACCUUUUGAUGGAAUCCACAUUGUCAGCCAUCUAAUAGCAGACGAUGAAUUGUUCCACUCAUCGGAUGAAGACUUUAUAGGUAGUUCCUUACAGGAAAGUGCCAUCGGUUUCCCUUUGCACAGAAAAUCUGGCCCAGUGUCUUUGAACCCCGCUUUGGCAGAUGGCAGUGAGAGUGAAGCAGAGGACGGUGUGCUGGGGACUCAGGAGAGCGACCCUGAGGCUCCACAGAAGUCCACACAGAGAGAGUCCUACUCCACUACCGUGUGACCUUCACUGUGACAGCGGAGUCCUGAGGGCAGCAGUGUUCCACUGAGAGGAGCCGGGGCCACCCCUCGUCCUGUGUGUAUAUGUCUGUUUACAGUCUGACCUGACUGUCUUUGCCAAACACUCACUGAAUUUCCAUUGCCACAGUAGACUGAAGUAUACUAAUUGGUAAAUGGGGUUCUAACAGUAUUACUGAAUAUAAAUUUUUCCUAUUUAAAAAAUACUGCUAUGUCUAAAUGUGAGAACCAUUUAAAAAUUGAGGACUGUGGGAAAUUGGGUUCUUUUAAAACAAAACUGCUCUUGUGCAAUAUUUUAUGCUCAUUGAACAAACUGUACGUUUGUGUUAAUUAAUUUGUUUCCAAGUCAGCUGCCUAUAGACAUCUGACCAGAAUAUAGAUGUGAUUUAACCUGUGUUUGAGGAUGUCCCUUUCUUCACUAAAAUCCAUUUCUGUUAGUAGCCAUUGGAGACUGUCACAGAAACACUUUUUCUCUGUAUAAUUUCUAAACACAAAGUAAUUGUUCUGAAAGUUUUUUGUUUUAGUUUCUAAGUAUUAUGUGUAUUAUACUUUGUGUGUUAGUAAGAAUGGUAGCAGGUUAACUAGCAUUUGUACAUAUUAUAAGUCUGUAUUGCCCAGCAUCCUCUUACAUGAGUAGCAAACAUUGACAGGGACUGCCUUCAGCAUUCUAACAGGACUUCUGUAAAUAACAAGUUAGAAGAAAACUAAAUACAAACCAGACACUACUGGCUUAGCAGCUGUAGUAACUCGCUAACGGAUUCAUAACUGAUUGCUAUUCAAGCACUACGGUGAAGUCCUUUACUCCAUCUUUAACUAAUAAACAUGAUUACAGAGGUCAUAGCAAUGCUACUUUAUGCUAAUCUAUUUAAUAUAAUUUAGCACUAGAAUAAGGUCCAAGAUGCACAGCAAAUAUAUUGGAAAAGAAUGUUGUAUGUAUUUAAAUUCUUUAGUUUCUAACCAACAGUUAAAGCCAUAAGAACCCUUUACUUGUAGUCAUUUCCUCUGUUCAGACUUUUUCUCUAGAAAGCUGAAUGCCUGUUAGUUGUGAAUUGAGAAAGGACACUCAACCUGUGGAGAGGCUGCAGGCCAGUGUUGACUCGUCUCUCCACUCUCUUUUGUUGUUUGCAGCCUAGGAAAAGAAGAGCCAUAGUGGAAAAUAGAUUUAGUACACUUAUGGAAGGACAUUCUUGCACGGAAUGUUGUAUACAUAAAGAAAAAUGUUUUACAAAAUGGAGUAGAAGAAACAAAAGUAGUUUUCAUUCUAAGACUGUGUGAUGCCUUAUGCUGCAUUGUGGGCCAGGCUUUCCCAGCAAGUCUGUGCUAGCCACUCUCUUGCUUGACAGACAAGAUUGGACACAUGCCUUCUGUGUCCAGAGUACCCACUAAAUUCUCACAUUUAAUCUACCUGUGAUCACAAGCUAGUUAUUAUUUGAGGUAUUAAUUCAAAUCUCUCUUUCCAGGCUUUUCAAAAGGCCUAGCUAGUGAGUUUUUCAGUUCCCUGCUUUCUGGCAAUAAAAUAAGUUUUAUUUAAAUCUGUUUCCAAGAAUCUUCUGUAGAGAUGGGCAUUCAUGAACAUCGUAGUCAAGUCUCUCGGUGAGAGUAGAUCCUGCUCUGAGAGUUGACAGCACUGCCAGGGACUAGUCUGUUCGGGCUUUCCUGUGUGGCUCUGUACUGAUACUCCAGGAGGCUGUCAGUAGCCCAGUGCAGUGAACGACUUGUAGCCCUGUUAUUUAUCUAGAUCUCACAUCAAGAAACCUGAAUGGGGCUAGCAGUACAGCUCGCAAGUUAGAAUGCUUACCUAAAAUGCCCACGGCCCUGUGUCCCAUCCCAGCAUCACCAAAACCCAAACAAGCUCAGAGGACUUCCUAAUUCUCUUUCUGAUUUAAAAAUAACCUUGGUAAUUAAACUUUAAUUCAUUGAUGCUCUUGUGAUUUGUACAGUGGAAAGCUAGAAGCAAAAUCUCUUCAAGGUCUUAGAGUCAAGUCAGGUGCGGGGGGGUGGAGGGCAUGCCGACAUCUCCUGUUACUCUGGAAGAUGAGGCAGGAGGAUUGCCUGAGUAUAAGACCAGCCUGGGUAACAGCAAGAUUUUGUCUCAAAAACAUAUUUUUUAGAUUUACAUACACCUGAGAGAGAUGUAAAGUCUUUCUGGACAUCAGGGUCCUUCCUGUAGGAUACUGUACCCUGAUCUGACUCCAUUUCAUCCAAACUAAUGUUAAGUAUCUGUUUAGGACUUUGAGAUGUUGGACUGUGGUCUAAUGAUGAAUUUUACUUCAUCUGAUAUUUUUGUGUCUUUCAAAUGGUAUCUGUUCACAACCCUAAGACUUGAAGGAUGUCCUAGGGAGUGAAUGGGUAGAUGACAGAUGGCAGAUUCCUUGCUCUCUUGGGAUAGUGACUUUCCUGCUCUCAUUUCUGCCCCAGGUGACACACUAAAGGAGAGGCUGCAAGCCCAGACGAUAGGAUCCAGAAAGCACUUCAACAAACUUUUUUUUUUCAGUUCUGGGGAUGGAACCCAGUGGGUAAGCUCGCUACCACUGUGCUACACCCAGUGUCUGACUUCUUCAAAAUCAAUGCAUAUAUUUUCUUUAUGGAGAACGAGGCCAAAGAGAAUGUUUUAUCAACUUCUACUCUGGUUUCUUGUUGUUUAAAUUUGUUGUUUUGGUUUGUUUUUAUUUUGUUUGGCCAGUUGGUGGCCAGUCAGCCUUUGCUGGUUGAUGGAGACAUCAUAUUCCAGCUAACUGGCCGUUGAUGUUGAAAACAAGAGAAAAAAGCCUUUUCCAGCCCUGAGCACAAUGCAGCUUGUGAAUUUCCAGGCAGUGCCUUUGAUUGAAAAUAAUGUCUAUUGCUUUUGAAGCAUAUUAUUCCUGGCAUCGUAAGAAGUCAUUUGGUUCCUUAUUCACCAUUUGCAUAAUGCACUGUAAUAUUCAAUUUUUAAAAGUUAAGGAUAUCAACUAUGUUUUGGUAAGCUUUUCAUGGCCAGCAUGGUCAUUGCACAACACCAAGACAUGGAUGGCCAACAUUUGUAGAAUCAGUAACUUACUUACUAAAGCAAUGAGUUUUAGCCUGAAAGUUAUUGCUGCUCUAGAUUAGCAAGCAAUUUUUAAUUAAUUUCUUAUUAAUUCUGAAAUUAAUUAAAAUCUCUUAUUGACAAUAGGGUAGAUGCUAUUUAAAAUGCAACUUUUACAUUACAUCUGUGGAUCUACAUACCCCUUCCCUUCAGAGAAGAGGUGACACAGUAAUACAUUGGACAUGCAAAGAUACAAAUGUCUUUCAUUGUACUGUCAGGUUUUCUUAAUUGUAACACUGUAUAACCUAAAAUGUUUACUUGUGCCUUUGCUUUAAAUAAUUAAAGUUUCUCAUUUUAUAAGA